UCACUUCUCACAACUACACGGAAGUCAGUUGUUUGUCUGUUCGUAGUAUUGUUUGAUUGGUGUUUCUGGCAUCGCUCGAGUUGUAGCAUUGGUUAAUCCCAGAUAGAUUCCAGGGUAUCUGGAAAUAAGAUGUCUCGCCGACAGACACGAUCGACAAGACAGUCAUCGGGUAACGUUAAAGAGACGUUAUUGAGUAUUGAGCCGACCGCCAGGGCUCCUCUAAAGAGGACCAGAAAAGCGUCAGAAAACCAAGCUCCUGUUGCAGCUGUCAAUGGCUCCAGAGAUGUGGAGAACGCCUCAGAUGAUGAAGUGUCCCCUAACAAGAAGAGCCGGCUGCAGACUGAAGGAGCAGGGGGAGGCAGUGGUGACGACAAUGAGAUGGAUAUCCAGGAAUCAGCUGAAGUCCUGGAGGAAAAUGAAGACCAGGAAAUGGAUACUGGACAGGAUUCCUCUCAUGACACCCCUCAACCAAAAAUAUGCAAAGGCGCCCUUGGAGAUGUGAAUUUGGACCCUUUUGUAGUGCUUGGUGAGCGCUGCCGAUCCAUUCAUGCUGUAAAUGAAGAUGCUGACCGGAUGAAAACCAAGACGGUAAAAUCUUCAACAAAAGCAACAGUACCCCUCACCAAGUCUACUAUGCAUGUCAGUUCACAACCAAACAGACAAGACGUGCUGAGUUCUAAGACCACCAGCAUGGCGGAAUACAAGAGGACAGUGGAGGCCAAAGCCAAGAACUCUGGUACACCUACAGUUAACCACCAUGUCCAAAGCGGGUAUACAGUCUCAGAGAAAUCCUACACAACGCGACAACGUGUGAAUAACAUUCUGACACACAAAGAAACUGUGACGCCCCACAAAAAAGAAGGGAUAAAUAAAGCUGCUGUUAUCAAGAGAAGCUCUGGAUAUUCCUCUAGAGGAUUCAUGUGGUAUUUCUGCAGCUUGGUUCUCCUGGUGCUGCUCGGCGUUGCUGUCUUGCUGGCAUGCAAGACCAUCCCUACACUCCAAAGGCCUGCAGAUGAUGGAAAGCAUCCAUCUGGGGUUGUGAAGUCAGACAAGUUUGCAGAUCACUUGUCUCUUCUUGAGACUCAGUUCCCCAGGCAGCGGCCUGAGGUGUGGAAGAGGAGCAAGAUCCACCUGGGGAAGCACCUCAGAACAGCCCAGCCCACAGAGCCAGUCAGUCUGAUCUUUACUUCUGGCCACAGGGCUGAGAAGACACUGCACUGCCUGGCUCAGGGGCUCGCCUCCUCCUUCUCAUCUGCCCUCAACGCCUCCGUCCUCCACAUUGAUGGAACGAGUAAAGCAGGCCAGGACAGCAAUGAGGUGAAGCUGGACAUUGACAAUCAGUUACGAGCAGCCUUUGAAGGAGACAAACCUGCGGCUGUCAUUCAUCGCUUCGAAGAGCUGCCUCCAGGCUGCACCCUAAUCUUUUAUCGCUACUGUGACCAUGAGAACGCCGCAUACAAGCAGGUGUUUCUGCUGUUUACUGUGCUGCUGCCUCAAGAUGAGGUCAGGGAUGAUCAGAGUCUGAAGGACGUGGAGGAGGUGGUGCAUGACUAUGUCAAGGAAAGGCUGGUGGACUCCAGCAGUCAGACUGCCUUUGAUGAGAUGGACACUGACAAGUUUGGGGGACUGUGGAGCCGCAUCUCGCAUCUUAUCUUGCCUGUGGUGUCUGAGACAGAAGUAGAGCAGAGAGGAUGCAGAUGAAGCUGGCAUCAAACUGGAAGUCUGGUUACCACUUUGGACCAGCUUGGAUCUUCUUGGCACUGUGCAGGAGCUACAAAACAGAGAAGUAAUGUAAAUAUAACAUGUGUGCUGUUAUUCUUCACAUAUAGACUUGAGUUCAGGUGUUUGAGGGUUGUAUUCAUCUCUCUCUCUCUGUGUCAGAGAUGAUGAUGUAUUCAAGCUGCAGUCCAAUAUUACUACUCACAAUAUGUCCAGCACUGAGUUUUUACAUAUAUGUGUACAUGUACAGACUUUGCAUGAGGAUGUAACAUGGUUUUGCAUUAUCAAUCCAAUUCCAAAGAUGGGUAUGAAAUGCGUAUUUCCAUGCAGAUUUAGAGUACAAUAUACAAGGUAUAGAUUGUUUAAUUUCUUUUCUCAUAAAUCUGUACCAACAGCGCUUUGUUCAACAGCGUUUUAGCAGACAUUUCCCAUCUAAGAAGAGUUUUUGGUGUUUAUUAAGCAUGGUUCCUUCUUUGGAAAUAACAGAAAAUGUUUCAUUUUUGUUCUAGGUGGAAAUUAAUAUCUCUUGUUCUGUUUUAAAUCUCCCAGACAACUGAUGGCUUGCUUGUGUACAUAAUUGUUCUGUUUUGCACUGAAAGUGUUUUUUGUGUUUGAUUUUGCUUUUGACUAUCCAUCUUACGAAGAGUACUGGCUUUUAUUACGACAAAUAUUUUAUAUUCUUUGUAUUUUUCUGAAUGUGUAUAUUUGUGAAAUGUUGUCUCUUUCCAAAAUAGGACUAUUUUUUCUAUGGCUGUAUAUAUUUAUAUUGGAUAUAAAAAGGUUUGUGCUUUGCACCUGUUUGUCAAGAAACCACUGAAAUGUACUUACAAUAUUGUGAACUUAGAAACAUACAGGUUCUCACUAAGUGAAUUUGUAGAAUGACUAAAUAUUAGCCAGCCAGUCACAAAAUGUGCCUUAAAAACUCAUAUGGAGAAUAUUAGACUAUAAUUGAAAAGUACCAACACACUCAUCAAUCGUUUGAUAUUGUUUCUCGACAACAUCAGAAUCCCAACAAGGUUUCUUAUAGCUAUAUUUUUAUGAUUUGUGUGUUCUGGGAUUACACUCAUUCCUCUUCUGGCAUCAUUCUGAAAUGUAUUUUGUUUUGCUCACAUGAAUACAUUUUCAAUAAAGAUUAUUUUGAUAACUAGACGAGUUAAUUGUCUAACCCAUGGAA
This is a messenger RNA of Micropterus salmoides (largemouth bass), 2893 nucleotides long. Its product is annotated as torsin-1A-interacting protein 2-like. The record is from RefSeq and is a predicted model, not a curated record. The coding region runs from base 130 to 1701 and encodes 523 amino acids. Gene Ontology annotation, molecular function: ATPase activator activity. Gene Ontology annotation, biological process: membrane organization. NCBI's taxonomy places the organism in Eukaryota, Metazoa, Chordata, Actinopteri, Centrarchiformes, Centrarchidae. Gene Ontology annotation, cellular component: membrane. The transcript is spliced from 8 exons.